Molecule: messenger RNA, 4916 nt
Organism: [Torrubiella] hemipterigena
Lineage: Eukaryota; Fungi; Ascomycota; Sordariomycetes; Hypocreales; Clavicipitaceae
Source: the annotation of a GenBank genome assembly
UCCCGCCCGUGCAUCUGGGUUACCUUGCGUCGGCACGCAACCAAUUUAUUGCUUCUCUGCUGCCCAGAGUCAAUGGAAGUCGCCUGCUGCUCGUCAUGGAACAACAGCUUUCGACGUCCAAAGUGACGGUCGAGUACUUCGAUCCUCACGAUGUCUACAAACUUCUUGCCCCUGGCCUUGUCCCGCGGCUCCCAUUGCAUAAUCUUCACUGGCAGUCGCACUCAGGCCCCCUACGAUCUAUAGACUCUCUCCAUAUUGACCUUGUCGAAGGCGACGACAGCGUAACCCCAACAGCUACGCCCGCCAACGCUUCUACCACAUCUCUCGCCAGCAGCACUACGCGCGACGAUGGCUUCCAAACACAGCAAGUCAGCGGCCAGACCUUGAAGUCAGAUAGUGCUUCCGAAGUAGCUUCCACACCGCGAACACCAAACACUCGACGACACCAAAUCCCCGGCUUGCGCCACACUCCUUACCUGAAGGUGCUGCUGGUUCGAUGCGACGACAACGACUCCUAUAAAAAUACAGUAAGAACCGAGGUCCGUGAAUGGAUCAAAACACAUACACCGCCGUCUACUUCGACGAAAAAGGGUAGCAAUCAGGAAAACCAUGAUGCCUUUGAGUGGAUGGUCAUUCAUGUUGUGCUGCCAAACACAGCUGCAGCCACGCAGCCUAGAUCCAGCGGCAAGACGGAUGCAUCUGGUGCAGAAAUUAAGACUACCACAUCACGAUGGCGCCCCGGUACGACCCCGCUGCUUGAGAAGCUUCGAUCUGAUUUCAAUGCCACUAGCAAGGGUGCGCCCGACCGAGUCUGCCAGAUCCGCAUUGGUAUCAACGAUGUUCCAUAUGAUUUGCUCCCUCGCGUUGUUCCAGCAGUCCCAUCUGGCUACGCGGAAGUUGAGCAGGAUGCAGAACGUGCUUGGGCGGACCUUAUGACGAGGUUCAAGACACUUAUUCUUAGCUCCUUUGACCAACGAGUAACACAAUACGAGGAAGACAUCAAAGAAAAGGACACGCAGCGUAGCCUGCCAGGCUGGAACUUUUGUACAUUCUUCAUUCUCAAAGAAGGCCUUGCGCGUGGAUUUGAGAAUGUCGGUUUGGUGGAAGAUGCUCUUGUUGGAUACGAUGAACUCAGCGUCGGUCUUGAUAUGGUGCUGGCUGAACAGGCACAGAAAGGAGAGCCAGAAAGCCACGGCGGCGCCAUGCUUGCAUUCACAGAGGAGCUCCGAGAAAUGGCCAGCAAAGCCAUCUCUGGUGCAUCUGGGGACGAAGAGGAAGCUGUCGACAUGCAGUCCAAAGACCCCCAAGACGCCAAGUUCGACGAGAUCCCGAUUAGCUCGGUCAAGAAGGCCUAUCGCGACAUGAUUCUCGCCAACAAAGUCUCGGUCUUUGACUUUCGCUGUUACAUAUUUGCUCGCCAAAUUGCUCUCUUGCUACGACUUGCCAACACGUCCUUUACGAGAGAACAGUUGCUAUCUAGACUUAAAGAGCAGCAGGAAUCCAUCUUGGAAAUGCACGGCAUUGCUCCCAUGGCAAAGGCUAUUCCUCAAAAAGAGGAUGAAACUGAAAACCUUGCCGUCUUGGCCGAGAUUUGUCGACGAACCCUGGAAUUCAUACCUCUUGUUGCCGACGUAAUGCGACGUGACAUAAUGACUGCUUUACUUACCAAGGGCGGCUCCGUGAAGGAUACCAGCAAACAACUUGCUCCCUCUAUAAACCAAACAAUCGAUAACCUGGUUGCCUCAUUUUCCUUCGCCGUCGCGCAACAGAUCCUUGCACAGACCUCGACCAACGCGCUGCCAAUCUCAACAGCAAACUUCUUGUCUGAUGAACCAAAGUCGGCCAUUCCCGAACCAAAGACCAUGAUGCACCCAGCUCGCAAUUCAUCGUUAAAUGAGCGGAGUCCACGAACACCCUCCACGGCAUCUUCUGAUAUUCCUGCAACGCCCGUCAGUCCUGGUGUAUUCCCAGGUCCAGGCCGCAUAGCGUCAUCUGACCCUGCUGAUAAAAACGUCUCAUUCGGACAGGCUGGUACAGAAGACCUCGCCGCUGGUCGAGCAGAGCUUUACAUGAUUUCGAGAAACAUUCUUCGCAACAUUGGCAAGAAGAGAGGCUGGAGUAAUGGAUGGGAGGAAGCGCCUUUAGUAGGUGAUUCCGGCAUUGAAGCAAUGGAAGACAUUAGCCUGGAUGACGAUCAACCACUACCAUCGCCCAUGACUGCUGAUCUUCAGGAAUCUGCCACUUUUGGAAUCAACAGCAAACUCAUGGCAUCUGCUAUCGAGAACUCUGAAGAUUUCUACCGCCUAUACGAGAUUAUGACAUGCAAAGCUAUGAACCACUACGCCGUGGCUAGUCAGGCACAGGCUGUACAUACUUGUCUGGCCGACAUGGCCGUUCUGAAAUACUUUCUCAAGGAGUAUAGAGAAGCAGCACAAGCCUUUAGCCAAACAACACCUCAUUUUGGAGAGUCAGGCUGGAGCAUUCUUGAACUGUCAAUGCUCAUCAUGUACGCUCAUUGUGUUCGCGAGAGCCAGUCUCAAGACGACUAUGUCAUUGUAGCUGUCAAGCUCAUUGUCAUGGCUUGUGCGGCUAACAAGGCCGAAAGGGCAUUAAGAAUAGGCAAGUCAACAAUCAAACAAGACCUCGAUAUGGCACCUAUCAAGGAGGUUGCGGAAACGCUGUUUGAGCUUUCCAGUUCUAUUGCACGCGAAGUGCGCGUACCCUUGUUAAGCUUAUUCAAUAACGUCGAGCUCUUCGGGCCACCUGUCUAUCAUGAGAGCCAAGACACAUGCAUCUUGACUGUUGAUCUUGAUAGCCUCUUACCCGACGACCUCACUGUCGACUCGAUGCAUCUCCGAGCCACCUGUAUCGACAACGGGCCUGUGAAGGAACUCGUCUUUGAACAGAAGAAAGGUGCUAUGUUAGCUUCUGGUCAUACCAAAAUCACACUUUCCUCCAACUCCGCAAUUCCUGGCAUUUUCCGAGUCGACCACUAUUCCAUGAGAAUUGGUAAGAUUCUCAUCAACUUUGAUAGAGACGUUACCGCCCCAACAUCUCCUCUAUUCAAGGAUGCCAGCUUUAGCAUCUACCAACGCGCCGAGGCGUUUGACGUUAGCCUCGUCGCCAGCAAACACACUACAUUCGGGCGCAACAAUGGUCUCGACAUUCAAAUUCACACUGGUUGGAACGACGUUGCCAAGUGUGAAGUGCGCAUUAAGCCUAGCACAGGUGGUAUGCGACUGCUUACCACUGAGGCUACCAUUAUCGACUCCGAAAUUCAAAUGGCAAAGCCUCCAGAAGCCGGCCUGUUCCACUUCAAAGCGAUCCCCGCAGACACUGGCGUGACCAUUCGCUUCCCGUACUCUGUCGAGCUGGAUCUAGGUGAUGUGUUUGCCAAGGUCGAUGCAACAUACACCACGGCUUCAGGAGAAUCCUUCCAGUUUGCAAAGUCAUGCACCGUCCCGGUUUCCCUUGCCCUUGGCGUCAACGUCCAAGACGUCUUCAAACAAGAGCAACUCUUUUCAAGAUUCACAAUAUCCACAGCAACCGCAAACCCGCUACGGCUCUACAAGAGCGAGCUCCAAAACACAGAGCUCUUUGAGGCUUCGUUUGGCGCGCCGCCCGAGAACGCCGUCACCAUCUUCGCGAAGCAGCCAGCAAACCUCCUCUAUAAAAUCAAACCAAAAAAGGGCAUCAAGAUUACCCGGACCACAUCCAGGACUAUGCAUAUCAAGCUAUACUACAGCACCCUGGAAUCAGAGAUUACCCAACUCAUCUCAGAAUCCAUCACAGCCGCUCUCAAAGAGAAGUCCCUGCAGGCAUAUAUUCGAGUUGUCAUGGCCGCCGUCUCCGCGGAGAUCAAACAGCUGCUCCGACCCCAGGACCUUGAGCGUGCAGUUCUCCUCGGUGAAGUCUCUACGAGCUUCCUCGGCAACAUCUCCUGGGCAAACCACCUUACCAGUCUUGGCCUACUAACCAAGACGCAAACGCCUGCUGCCACGGCGGUCACAGAGUGUCUAGAGGCCUGGUACGCUAGCACACACCGCAUCCCGCUAUCACCAACAGAGUCGCCAUCGACCAUUUCGAUCCCUGUUGAGGUGCCGUCCGUAACCAUCGUCCACACGGCAGAUAUCCGUCUCAACCACGCAAAGAAGGCCAUAUCACAGACUAGUGACGCAGCUAGUGCUGUUGUCGUCAACCAAGUUAUCCCAGCCACGCUACAUCUCAAAUGGACUCGCAUUUGGGAUACCGAGGGAACCCAAGGCGAUGACUUGGAAUUUAGCUACGAUGUCACAGCUCCUGCGGAUGCUUGGCUUAUCGGCGGUCGCCGCAGAGGCCAUUUUAUUAUUCCCGGGGCCGAGGAUGAUGCUAGUCUCUCGUCUACUACGGAAACCGAGGCAGAGAUUCCGUUGAUCUUGAUUCCCCAGCGCGAUGGGUGGUUGCCGUAUCCAACAGUGGAAAUACGCGAGGUUCAGCCUGGAGACCAAGACCCAGACGCUACGAUAUCGCAUCAGCACAGCUGUGAAAUUGACUGGCGCAACCUAGGUGAGACUGUUCGUGUUAUCAGCAGCACAGCCGGCAUUACAGUGAGCCUGGAUGCAAGCGGACCAAACGGCGGGCCUCUGGUGAUUGAAAGCGAAAGUCGAGCGCAGGCAACGGACUCCAGGAUACUCUCUUAACUAUUUUAGCGGCUUUUGUAACGAUAUACUAGAACUUAUUCGUAUAUUCAAUCUACGAUGUUCUCUUUGUAACAGCAUGCUAUGGUGUCAUUAUUAAUACGUCUCUCCUUCAUAGUCCCGAAACAUUAAGUUUGUGACACAGCGUAAAGAUGUCUUCGCAACUAUAAUACAAUCGUGACUCUUGGCUCAGUAGCAUAUUCCGUGAGAUGCCAAUCGUCGGCAUUCAUCUUCUCUCAA